AUGGCCGUGCUUCGCUGCGGUCGUGCUCGCUUCGCUCGCGGCGACCGUAGCGAAGCGGCGGCCGUCGUUCCGCUCGACAUGCCCGGCUUCCUCCGCAUCGGCAAAAACUUUUUUCCGCGUAAGCCUUAUGUGAGGGGGUGUAUUUGUCUUUCAGGAUUUGGGGGGCAUUUUGUUCAAUAUUUAAUUAUAAAGCUUGGCGCAUAUAUGGCCUCGCGCCUAUUCGGCGGCGCCUUUUCGGUCGCGCCUUUUUGGCCCGCGCCUUUUCGGGCGUGUCCCAUUGUUCCCCGUUUACAUUUACAUAUUUCGUGUUUGUUAUUUGUUUUCGCUUUACGUUCGAUUUUAGAUUUUAAAAUUUGCUACAGACAGAAAAAUGAACGUUGAAAUUGAAUCAGCAAAAUUAAAGAUCUCUCAACUGGAAACAAAGAUAACCCAAGUGGAGGCUAGUAUAGCUGAGUGCAUGCAACAGUAUGCGAGUUCUUCAGGCAUU
Molecule: messenger RNA, 487 nt
Organism: Meloidogyne enterolobii
Lineage: Eukaryota; Metazoa; Nematoda; Chromadorea; Rhabditida; Meloidogynidae
Source: the annotation of a GenBank genome assembly